AUGAGAACUCGAAGACAAUCGGCUAUUGGUGGACCAACACCCGCAAAUAUUGAUGUCGAGGGUGGAGGUGAAGAGGAGUACACGCCACCGUCUGGCGUGCGAGCAAAGCGUGAAGUUUGCCCUUAUGGGUGUCAACGACUCGUCGCCCCACGAACCAUUGAAAUCCAUCGAACACAAGGAUGUCGAGGCUUGCACGAGGAACCCUUCGGCGAGGCGGAUCGUAGAAGAAAUUAUUUAUGUGGUGUUUGCUGUAUGGAGUUCCACACGCGACGCGGUUUCAUGGAUCACAUGAACGAUGAACACGAUGUGGCUGCUAGGAUUCACGUCUUGGAUUUCCCAAAUCGAGAAAUGUUUGAGCGUUUCUUCCAUUGGCUCGAGGUACAGGGUGGUGCCAAUUUUCGCACUCGUUCCGGCGCAAAGCGACAAUUGACCGGAAAAAGAGCGAUGAUGUUCCGGUGCAACAGAACGGGUUAUGUCGAGUCACAAAGCGCCGCCGAGCGCCGAAAUCGAGAAAAACUCGGGCCGGUUCGCUGUGGCUACUCUUGCACUGCCUAUGUUCAAGUCACUUUUCACGAGGAGGGCCACUGCACAGCGACAUUUUGUGGUGAUCACUAUGGACACGAUGCUCGUUUACGGGUGCCACUUGGAGUGAAACAUCUCAUCGGAAGAUAUGUCUUUGAUCAAGAUAUGAACUUUGGCGAUAUCGUUCGACUAUUGCAUUACAAAUUCGCGCCAUUGUGUACGGAGAACGUGUUAGCACAGCGAAUUCGCAUGAUCGAUAACGACGAGAUUCGCACGAUCGUUUUGGCUUUGAAAAGACAAAUCGAGAACGGUACGCCGUUGCCGGAAGCGGAAGACAUUUGGGAUGAGGAACUGUUGGAUAAGGCUCAAAUCGAUCGUCCUUGGAUCACGCAAAGGAAUUUAAGGCCUGGAGACAAAACGACCGAAGAACUGGCAAGGGAAUUGGAUUGGCCCGUCCCGUCGGUGUUUGUGGCAAAGCAGAAAUCGGCUGAUGGCGAGUAUCGACCCGUUGUGCACAUGUUGCUAGGAAAAGAGCAAAGAGGCGACGGGGAAGAUGCGGAAGAUGAUGAGGACUCGGAUCAUCGCAUCGUUUCCGUUGAGAAAAGCCCGUCCUUUCAAAACCCUGUCGAUUAUCAUUUGAUCCCCGUCGGAGAGACAGUUGAGUACGAGACAAUUAACGUGGAAGAAGUGGAAGGAGGAGCCCUGAGACGUGGACGACCCCGUGGAGCCACUCAAAGAGCGACGAUCUCGCCUCAUCGAUCGAAUCUCACGCGAAUUCUCUUAUCGGAAGCAAACUACAUCAAAACACUUGUAGCGGCAAACGUCACUUUCCAAAACGAUCAAGAGCUGAUGAGAUGGAUUCAUAAAUUGAGAGAAGUGCGCAAGGAAUUGAACGAUUCGAGUAAACGGGAAGGGCACACAAUGCAAACCCCAGCUGAUGCCUAUUUCGAUCAUUUGGUUCACGAGGAUAUUUUGAGAGACGAGAGAAAGAGGCCCUACGAUACCGCUUUCACGCCAAUCAAUGGAAACACCGAUUUGGGAAUUGUGUCCGAUGAUGAGGAGUUGAUCACUCAAACCACUCAAGGUCACAUUCAUUAUCGACCCGAGCUGUGGAAU
Messenger RNA from Mesorhabditis belari, 1638 nucleotides. The record is from the annotation of a GenBank genome assembly. Lineage: Eukaryota; Metazoa; Nematoda; Chromadorea; Rhabditida; Rhabditidae.